AUGGCGAAGGAAGCUCCUGCCCGUACGGGCCUUGCCGUUGGCAUCAACAAGGGCUUUAAAACCACUCCCCGUGUCGUCAAGCCCAAGGUCUCCCGCACCAAGGGUCACCUGAGCAAGCGCACCGCUUUCGUCCGCGACGUCGUCAAGGAGGUUGCUGGUCUUGCCCCCUACGAGCGCCGAGUCAUUGAGUUGCUCCGCAACAGCAAGGACAAGAGAGCCCGCAAGCUGGCCAAGAGAAGGCUCGGUACCUUCGGCCGUGCCAAGAAGAAGGUCGAUGAGCUCCAGCGCGUCAUCGCCGAGUCCCGCAGGGCCGGUCACUAA
Messenger RNA from Phaeoacremonium minimum UCRPA7, 321 nucleotides. Its product is annotated as putative 60s ribosomal protein l36 protein. The transcript is spliced from 3 exons. Gene Ontology annotation, molecular function: structural constituent of ribosome. The record is from RefSeq and is a predicted model, not a curated record. Lineage: Eukaryota; Fungi; Ascomycota; Sordariomycetes; Togniniales; Togniniaceae. The coding region runs from base 1 to 321 and encodes 106 amino acids. Gene Ontology annotation, cellular component: ribosome; cytosolic large ribosomal subunit. Gene Ontology annotation, biological process: cytoplasmic translation.